ACUUAACUAGUUAGGGAGGGCGGGGUAGAAGUGGGCACCUGCUGCUCUUAGGGAAGAGUAAAGCUGUGGCUCCUGCCUGGGUCUCGAGGUCGUCGUCAGAAGUGCUUCUGAAGAGCGGCCCAAGCCCCUUUUUGUCCCACCACUCCACAACGAGCAUCCCUCGGCUGGCCGCCUGCCCGGGAACUCUCCGGCUGGUUUUGUUUGGUCCCAGCCAUCCCGCCCAUCUCGCCCGCCCCCGCCGUCCCGGUGCCUUAGUUUUUGAAGCUGCCGACCUCUCGCAGCUGGAAUCGCAGACCAGGCAGGACCCUGACAGCAGACGGCGUCCAAGAGUUUGGCGACAUCCGUUCAGCCAGGUUGGCGCCCCGCACGUCGUGCCUCUCACUAGCAAAGUUUCUCCGAGGAGAAGCAGCCCCUCCAGCCUUUUCUUGAUCCUGUAGAGCGAGCGCGCUCUGCUUCUCUCCCUCAACACUGCAUUCGGAGACAGAGUGGUGACAAUACUCCAGUCCCGGGCCAGGCGGUCUUGGGGGCGGGGCUUGGGGGAAUCCGAGGAGCUAUCCUGAGAACCCCGGACUCAGCGAAGGUCCUGAGAGCGCGCAGGUGAGCGGGCGAGCUGAUAGCUACAGCCUAGCAAUAGCUAGGAUACCUAGGCACUGAACUGAAUCCCCUCUUCUGCCCCCCCUCUUCUGCGCCCCCUCUUCUGCCCUGGCUCAGCUUUCCGCUGACUUGGGAGGACACACUGGUCAGGACUCUGUAAGGAGCUGCUGAGUGUCGGUGCACCCGACAGAUUGGCUACUCCCUGCCUGAGGGGCUGCGAAAGGAGCCGCCACGGAAGCCGCUGUUCUCAUGACUCUUCACGUCCCUGGAGUUGGACUCUGGAUGGGGCGCUGGGAUGCUUGCUUUUGUCUUGUUCAAGUUUCACAGCAAGUAUGUUGACGAUUGGAAUCCUGGGCCAAUCAAGAGUCAAGUUCAAAGUGGUACUCCUGGGCUUUCCAUCCCAGACUCCAAGUCGAAUCUGAAUCUACAAGAGAGCGGUUUCUUGCUCUAACUAGUGAAUCUGUUCCCAAACUGGACUUGACAGAGCUCUCCUCACCUAUACUUGGACUGCAGCGGCUAUAGGGUUCUCUUGAGGAUGGGUGGGAGGGUGCUAUGAACACCAGACCACAACAUUCAGAAAGAACCUCGACAAUGGACAGAGUUUAUGAAAUUCCUGAGGAGCCAAAUGUGGAUCCGGUUUCAUCUCUGGAGGAAGAUGUCAUCCGUGGAGCCAACCCCCGAUUUACUUUUCCAUUUAGCAUCCUUUUCUCCACCUUUUUGUACUGUGGGGAGGCUGCAUCUGCUUUGUACAUGGUUAGAAUCUAUCGAAAAAAUAGUGAAACUUACUGGAUGACAUACACCUUUUCUUUCUUUAUGUUUUCAUCCAUUAUGGUCCAGUUGACCCUCAUUUUUGUCCACAGAGAUCUAGCCAAAGAUAAACCGCUAUCAUUAUUUAUGCAUCUAAUCCUCUUGGGACCUGUUAUCAGAUGUUUGGAGGCCAUGAUUAAGUACCUCACACUGUGGAAGAAAGAGGAGCAGGAGGAGCCCUAUGUCAGCCUCACCCGAAAGAAGAUGCUAAUAGAUGGCGAGGAGGUGCUGAUAGAAUGGGAGGUGGGCCACUCCAUCCGGACCCUGGCUAUGCACCGCAAUGCCUACAAACGUAUGUCACAGAUCCAAGCCUUCCUGGGCUCAGUGCCCCAGCUGACCUAUCAGCUCUAUGUGAGCCUGAUCUCUGCAGAGGUCCCCCUGGGUAGAGUUGUGCUAAUGGUAUUUUCCUUGGUAUCUGUCACCUAUGGGGCCACCCUUUGCAAUAUGUUGGCUAUCCAGAUCAAGUACGAUGACUACAAGAUUCGCCUUGGGCCACUAGAAGUCCUCUGCAUCACCAUCUGGCGGACACUGGAGAUCACUUCCCGCCUCCUGAUUCUGGUGCUCUUCUCAGCCACUUUGAAAUUGAAGGCUGUGCCCUUCCUAGUGCUCAACUUCCUGAUCAUCCUCUUUGAGCCCUGGAUUAAGUUCUGGAGGAGUGGUGCCCAGAUGCCCAAUAACAUUGAGAAAAAUUUCAGCCGGGUCGGCACUCUGGUGGUCCUGAUUUCAGUCACCAUCCUCUAUGCUGGCAUCAACUUCUCUUGCUGGUCAGCUUUGCAGUUGAGGUUGGCAGACAGAGAUCUUGUCGACAAAGGGCAGAACUGGGGACAUAUGGGCCUGCACUAUAGUGUGAGGUUGGUAGAGAAUGUGAUCAUGGUCUUGGUUUUUAAGUUCUUUGGAGUGAAAGUGUUACUGAAUUACUGUCAUUCCUUGAUUGCCUUGCAGCUCAUUAUUGCUUAUCUGAUUUCCAUUGGCUUCAUGCUCCUUUUCUUCCAGUACUUGCAUCCAUUGCGCUCACUCUUUACCCAUAAUGUAGUAGACUACCUCCACUGUGUCUGCUGCCACCAGCACCCUCGGACCAGGGUUGAGAACUCAGAGCCACCCUUUGAGACUGAAGCAAGGCAAAGUGUUGUCUGAUUCUAUUUUUGGGGUAUUUUAGAAUGAGUUGGGAGUUGCCAAGAGUAACCAUGAAAUUGAAGGAAAGGAUGAGGCUCAUGGGUGAGAUACCCAUCAGUACAUUUUCUUAACUUUUCUGUUAAGCCUAUCAGAAGAAAGAGCAACUCCCAAAUAGGUUUUAUUUUCUUAAGAGUUACCACUAUGUUUGGAAACAGCAAGUACCCACUAUAUAGUUGAAAGGGUCAGAAAUACCAUUCACACCCUUCUUACCCAGGUCAAUUGGAAUAACUUGCCUUCAAACACUUUAGGCUCUCUAAAGUGACCUUCUAGCUCUGCUCAUUUGCUUGAUGCAUUUCUGAGCUUUCCUGGGCUGAGCUGAAGGCUCUAGAAUCCCACUAGAAUGUAUCCUGACUGAUCAGAGGAUAUGACAGCUUACCAGCUAAGAGUACCUCCCAGAAAACAGUCUGACUAAUGUGGAACCUGCAACUGUCAGUGUGGCUGGGGUCUUUUUAAUUCCAGUGAGAAGCUCUGGCUGAGAAGAAAAUCACCACUAUUAAAAAAGCUGCUCCCCAAACAGAUUAGCUCUCUAUUAGGAUUUUACUAGUGGCCAUUCAGCAAGGACCUCUCUUUACAGUGGCACUUCAUAGGCACACUCUGAGGAGAAAGUGCAGAGUAGAAUUCCUUCAGGCCGUAAGCCAAAAUGACUCUUUUUCUCAGGGACCUGCAUGGGCCUCCAGCUUGUCUAUUGGAAUUGCUGAGUGAAGCCUCUCACUUAGUGCCUCAUUAGCAGAGAUUUUCUCCAACCCAGCUUUUCUGGGUUCUUGGUGUUUUACUACUUGAUGUGGACCUCAGAGAAGCUGAACUGUAAUUGAAAAUGUUUCCGAUGUGUGGAAGAAAUGAAGACUACUUCGUGUC
Messenger RNA from Symphalangus syndactylus (siamang), 3429 nucleotides. RefSeq names its product XK related X-linked (gene XKRX). The record is from RefSeq and is a predicted model, not a curated record. NCBI's taxonomy places the organism in Eukaryota, Metazoa, Chordata, Mammalia, Primates, Hylobatidae. Gene Ontology annotation, cellular component: membrane.